CCGUUUUUGUUUGCGCUCACAGGGAAGACUGACAUCACGUGGAUGAUGUUGGAUGCUGGGGCUGAGACAGACGUGGUCAACUCUGUGGGGAGGACCGCCGCGCAGAUGGCCGCCUUUGUUGGUCAACACGACUGCGUGACGGUGAUCAACAACUUCUUCUCUCGCGCCCGACUGGACUACUACACCAAAGCCCAAGGUCUGGAGAAGGAACCCAAGCUGCCCCCGAAGCUGGCUGGACCUCUUCACAAGAUCAUCAUGAGUACCAACCUCAACCCUGUUAAGAUGGUGCUGCUGGUGAAGGAGAACCCGCUGCUGGCCUCUCCCUCGGCCCUGGACAAGUGUCGUCGCGUGAUGGAGCUGAUCUGCGAGAAGUGCAUGAAACAGCGUGACAUGAACGAAGUGCUGGCCAUGAAGAUGCACUAUAUCAGCUGCGUGCUGGCCAAGUGCGUCUCUUUCCUCAACGAGCGCGAUGACCAGCUGGACGGACUCGUUAAAAGCCUGCUGAAAGGCCGAGACAGCGACGGCUUCCCGGUGUACCAGGAGAAGUUCAUCCGCGAGUGUGUGCGCAAGUUCCCCUACUGCGACGCCACGCUGCUGCAGCAGCUGGUGCGCAGCAUCGCUCCAGUUAGCAUCGGCAACGACCCCACAGCUCUGUCGGUGCUGACGCAAGCCAUCACGGGUCAGGUCGGCUUCAUGGACGCAGAGUUCUGCACCACGUGUGGAGACAAAGGAGCCCAGAAAAGAUGCUCCAUUUGUAAAAUGGUGACCUACUGCGGCCAAGCGUGUCAGAAGUUGCACUGGUUCACGCAUAAGAAAGUCUGCAAGAAACUUGAAGAGCAGCGAGAGGAGCACCAAGCGCAAAGCAACCAAGUCACAGAGGAGAGUGAAGCAGUGGACGAGGCCUCGGAGUCCAUGAAGCAACUUCACGUGGACGCCAACAGCCAGACCGCCUCCGCACAUCAGUGACCCCCCCAACAAUGUGUCACGCUUGAAGAAGUUGUCCCACCAAAGCCUCGCUCCGCUCCCGAAUCAAAGCUGAUGUCAGCUCGGCCACUUUUGCCACAGACCUCGCCCAUCGCUCGGCAUCCUGGGAAAAGAAACAACAAAUCUAGUGUUCAUGAUUGGUGAUACAGAGAUUAAGACAAUUUUUAUUCCUGCGACGCAAUUCUAUGUAACGAGCGGAUGAUUGGGACGAGCGGUUGGUAUGAUAAAUGCGGCGGCGGUUGGUUCGUUGUUGUUGAUUAAUGAGAGUAAUCGGCGUGAGCUUGUGCGUGCCUUGUUCGUUCUUUUAUUCCCCUGACACGUGAGAGCAAUUUUCCAAGAAUUGCGCAACCAAAUGAAGACGCUUUGGUGUUUUCAAAAUGUCACAUUUAAACACAACAGGCCACCGAGGUCUUUUUUAGGUUUGCUUUUGCUAUUGUUUUGGUUUUUUUUUCCUUUCCUACUCAGUUUUCUUAAAUUUCACCCCCCCUCGAUUUUUUUUAUUUUAUUUUUUUAUUUCAAAUCCUUUAGGGCAUUUUCAGACGUCCUUCAAAGUUUGAUUGCUACGGAAUUUGAACUACAUAUCCAAGACAGCUUGGCAAUGAUAAAGUGCGAAACGGU
This is a messenger RNA of Hippocampus comes (tiger tail seahorse), 1602 nucleotides long. Its product is annotated as ankyrin repeat and MYND domain-containing protein 2-like. The transcript has 8 exons. The coding region runs from base 43 to 966 and encodes 307 amino acids. Lineage: Eukaryota; Metazoa; Chordata; Actinopteri; Syngnathiformes; Syngnathidae. The record is from RefSeq and is a predicted model, not a curated record.